Molecule: messenger RNA, 2367 nt
Organism: Gastrolobium bilobum
Lineage: Eukaryota; Viridiplantae; Streptophyta; Magnoliopsida; Fabales; Fabaceae
Product: protease Do-like 2, chloroplastic
Exons: 21
Coding region: 110-1921 (603 amino acids)
Biological process (GO): proteolysis
Molecular function (GO): serine-type endopeptidase activity; protein binding
Source: RefSeq, a predicted model, not a curated record
AUAAGAAAACAAGAACAAGAACAAGUAGAUAUGGUGGUGCAGCAACACUCAAACUGAAACUCAACUUGCCGCCUCUCUCACUGUCUCUCACUCUAACUGUGUUGUGAAAAUGGUGGUUGCACUAUUGAGCUGCACUUCCUCAUUCUCUGUGUUAUCCUCCACCGUUAAAUUACGCUACUCUCACAGACACAGACACAGACACAUACACAUACCCAUCAAUUCCAUCCAUUACAAUUCCAAUCCACAACGACUCUCCUCUUCCCCUAAAUCCAAUCGACAAAAGGAAGGUGUAGGACAGAAGAAGCAGCUGAGGCAAUUAAAAGAUGAAAGGCAUGGUAGAGGGAAUGUGGUGGAACCCCAACCAAAUUCUUAUAAUGAAUUCAUGUUCGACUCUGAGGAUCAGCAGGUUGAACCAAGUAAUUUACAAGACUCGGCUUUCCUUAAUGCUGUUGUGAAGGUCUACUGCACCCAUACCGCCCCGGAUUAUUCACUUCCUUGGCAAAAACAGAGACAAUACACAAGUACUGGAAGUGCAUUUAUGAUUGGAGGUAGGAAACUAUUAACCAAUGCACAUUGUGUGGAACAUUAUACACAGGUUAAAGUCAAGAGAAGAGGGGAUGAUUCAAAAUAUGUGGCUAAGGUUUUAGCCAGAGGUGUUGAUUGUGAUAUAGCUUUGCUUUCAGUAGAAAGUGAGGAGUUUUGGAUGGAUGUGGAACCUCUCAGAUUUGGACGUUUGCCACAUCUUCAGGAUUCUGUAACUGUUGUGGGAUAUCCUCUUGGAGGAGACACAAUUUCAGUGACAAAGGGAGUUGUAUCUCGUAUAGAGGUCACAUCAUAUGCUAAUGGAUCGUCUGAUUUGUUGGGCAUUCAAAUCGAUGCAGCAAUAAAUCCUGGUAAUAGUGGAGGCCCAGCGUUCAAUGACCAAGGGGAGUGCAUUGGUGUGGCAUUUCAGGUCUACAGAUCAGAAGAGGCUGAGAAUAUUGGAUAUGUGAUUCCUACAACAGUUGUAUCUCAUUUUCUGACUGACUAUGAAAAGAAUGGCAGGUAUACUGGUUUUCCUUGCCUUGGCAUACUUAUACAGAAGCUGGAGAAUCCUGCACUACGUGCAUGUUUGAAAGUACAGUCUAAUGAGGGUGUAUUGGUACGUAGAGUUGAACCAACUUCUGAUGCAAAUAAUGUAUUAAAGGAGGGUGAUGUGAUUGUCAGCUUUGAUGAUGUUCAUGUUGGUUGUGAAGGAACAGUCCCAUUCCGAUCAAAUGAGCGAAUUGCCUUUGACUUCCUUACUAGUCAAAAAUUUGCAGGUGAUACUGCAGAGCUUGGUAUAAUCAGAGAAGGGACAUUAAUGAAAGCUAAAAUUGUUUUAAAUGCACGGGUUCAUUUGGUUCCCUAUCACAUGGAUGAAGGUCAACCUUCCUAUCUAAUAAUUGCCGGUUUAGUGUUCACACCCCUCUCAGAACCAUUGAUUGUGGAGGAAUGUGAUGACUCUAUAGGGCUAAAAUUAUUGGCAAAGGCACGUUAUUCAUUGCCCAGGUUUAAAGGGGAACAGAUUGUAAUUCUUUCACAGGUCUUAGCAAAUGAAGUCAACAUAGGUUAUGAAGAUAUGAGCAAUCAGCAGGUUUUAAAAUUCAAUGGAACUCGAAUUAAAAACAUUCAUCACCUUGCACACCUCAUUGAUUCAUGCAAGGACAGGUAUCUGUGUUUUGAAUUUGAUGAUAGCUAUGUUGCUGUUUUGGAGAGAGAAGCUGUUGCUGCUGCUUCAUCCUCCAUUCUGAGAGACUAUAGUAUCCCAUCUGAAAGAUCUUCUGAUCUUUUGAAACCAUAUGUGGAUUCACUAGAGGGUGACCAACCAGCAGGCCAAGAACUUGGUGAUAUCCCAGUUUCAAAUUUUGAAAUUGGCAUUGAUGGAUUGCUCUGGGCAUAAUAAAUUUGCACCUUGAAGAUGUCAGUGGGAACUUUUAUCAUGGUGGCAAUAUUUCAAGCACGUUGUCACAAUUUUUGGCAGCAAAAAGUGCAGCAACAGUAUUAGGUAACCUUGAUGUGAACACAUGAAUGGUUUUAUGUUACCAUGUGGGCAUGCUGGAAGCGAUAAUUUUUUCUUCCUCUCUCUAUUUCUCUAUUAUUAAUUUGUUUUCAGAAAAGGAUAGGACUAUAGGAAAGUGAGUUCAUGAUUAUUUUUUCCAUGGUAGUGUUUUUUUUUUUUUUUGUCACUCUCCUUGAUUUGAUAAACCUGAAAUAUCUCUACAGGUUUGAUCUCUCAAUUUUUUACGUGCAUUCUGUAUUUUUAGGAAAAUAAUGCACAUAGGAGUGACUCUUAUAAGCCUUUUGAUGUAAUGUAAAAUUUUACAAUACAUUUCAAGAUGUUAUUAC